Messenger RNA from Papaver somniferum (opium poppy), 804 nucleotides. RefSeq names its product transcription factor bHLH52-like. The record is from RefSeq and is a predicted model, not a curated record. Gene Ontology annotation, biological process: regulation of DNA-templated transcription. Gene Ontology annotation, molecular function: protein dimerization activity; DNA-binding transcription factor activity. Bases 1 to 804 code for a protein of 267 amino acids. The transcript has 2 exons. Lineage: Eukaryota; Viridiplantae; Streptophyta; Magnoliopsida; Ranunculales; Papaveraceae.
AUGUACAACAAUCUUCUUCUCAUCAGUACCAGUACCAAUUACUCUGCUCCAUUGAAAAACACUUCCUUCAUUACCAGUAGUCCUAAUACUCAUACUACUGAUAUUUCUUUCUUGUUUCAACAAGAAGAUUACUUCGACACUACCAAUAUUACAGAUAACCUCAACAACACUAAUCCUCUUUUCCCAUACUGCUCUUACUCACCAAGCCUUAAACGCCAACGACCCUAUGUUCCUAGAUUUCCUCUGGAUAAUUUUGCACUCAAUAACAAUGAUGGAUGGUUUCCGAAUCCUUUGAAUAACUCUUGUUUCCCAACUUCUCAGCUGGAUGAAUUUUUGUUUCCAACACCAACUAAUACUACCAUUACCACUACUACUGCUAAUGAGGUUUCAAUUGCACAGCCGGCUUAUUCAGACUAUCGAGGUGGCGGUUACGUUGAGACGAGUAACGGGAAGAAAUGUAACAGCGGCAGGUACUUAUCGGCUCAGAGUGUUGCGGCUAGAGAGAGGAGACGGAAAAUAAGUCAGAAAACACAACAGCUUGGGAAGUUGGUUCCUGGAGGAAGUAAACUGAGUACAGCUGACAUGUUUCAUGCUGCUUAUAAGUAUAUCAAGUUUUUGCAGGCUCAAAUUGGUGUGCUUGAAUUCAUGGUCUCAAUUCAGGAAAUGGAGGAAGGUUGUUUAACACCACAUUUAGGUGUUCUAUUGACAUCAUUACCCAUUCAAGAGAAGUUGUAUGCUCAGGAGAAGUGUUUAAUUUCGAGUUGUUGCAUAGAGAUUAUGCGCAAAACACAGGAGAUAAUUUAA